GGUGAAGAGAGCGGACGAGCUGCCUCCAACGUCCCGCGGACCCCCUCACCGAUGUCGCUGCGGUCGCCUCGCAGACACAAGUUGUGAUUUAUCUUCAGGUAGGCCUAUCUUGAGGGGUUUGGCUGAAACUGCGGCGAGCUGUAUGAUAUCACCCAGAGACCGCGAUCCAGAACUACACGGAGCGGCUCAGCUCAACUCCCACACCGCACGGAUGACGCUCUCCAUCUCCAUCGCGACGGGAGAAGUUGGACGGCGGACGGCUAAAGAAGUGAGCGGCGUGCAGAGCUGUGCAGAUGAGAUGACUUCUGGUCCAGGAUGUGGACGUUUCCCUCGCAGCAUCCACCGCCUGCACUAUUGUUAGUGUCGUCGCGUUUGAAGGAAGGGGGGCUUCGCUUCCUCCAGAGCAGACCAUCGUGAUCCUCGCCUGGGAAGGAUGCUGCUUCAGUGGUACCUCAAUCAACCUGUGGCACUUUGAGAACCCACAGACGCCAUAAAGCAUCCACGGUCCACCCUGACGCGGCCUGGAGGAAUGACUCCCGGACUAGACGCACAGGUCCGAACAUAAUUAUUCAAAGUAAGGAUAUGACCCCACGCUCCUGAUAUGAUGGAUGAUAGAUCCAGUAAGCUGCUCUUGGUUCCCAUCCUGGCGGUGCUCUUCGUGAUGAUCGGGUAUCAGUACAUUUGCCCCGCCGGCAGCGCCUCGUGCCACUUUAAGAGUGGGGAGCAACUCAGCGGCGUGAGUCUGCUCUCCAUCCCGUACCAGGAGAGCGACGACUUCUACCGGGACCAGGACUUGGAGGACGACAGCCCGCCCCGGGUGCCGUCCAAAUUCAACUUCACCGAGCGAGACCUCGAGCGACACGUGGAGUUCAACAUCAAAGGGGACGACGUGAUCGUGUUCCUGCACAUCCAGAAGACCGGGGGCACCACGUUCGGGAGACACCUGGUGAGGAACAUCCGCCUGGAGCAGCCCUGCGACUGCAAACCCGGGCAGAAGAAGUGUACUUGUCACCGUCCGGGCAAGGCGGAGUCCUGGCUGUUCUCCCGGUUCUCUACCGGCUGGAGCUGCGGGCUGCACGCGGACUGGACCGAGCUCACGAACUGUGUGCCUGUGGUCAUGGGCAAGAAGGAGGCGCAGAGGAACAAAAGGAACUUCUACUACAUCACGAUGCUGCGUGACCCCGUCUCCCGCUACCUCAGCGAGUGGAAGCACGUGCAGCGUGGCGCCACCUGGAAGACCUCGCUGCACAUGUGCGACGGACGCUCGCCCACGCAGGACGAGCUGCCCACCUGCUACAGCGGCGACGACUGGUCGGGCGUCUCGCUCACCGACUUCAUGGACUGCCCCUCCAACCUGGCCAACAACCGGCAGGUGCGCAUGCUGGCCGACCUCAGCCUAGUGGGCUGCUACAACCUCUCCUCCAUGAACGACAGCGAGCGCUCCCAGAUCCUGCUGACCAGCGCCAUGAGCAACCUGAAGAACAUGGCCUUCUACGGCCUCACCGAGUUCCAGCGCAAGACGCAGUACCUGUUCGAGCGGACGUUCAGCCUGCGCUUCAUCGCCGCCUUCACGCAGAUCAACAGCACGCGCGCCGCCAACGUGGACCUGAGCGAGCCGGUCCGCCGCCGCAUCGAGGAGCUGAACCUGCUGGACAUGCAGCUGUACGAGUACGCCAAGGACCUGUUCCUGCAGCGCUUCCAGUUCAGCCGCCAGCGGGAGCACCGCGAGGUGAGGCUGAAGCGCCGCGAGGAGCGCCGCUGGCUGCGGGAGCAGCGGGAACAGGUCCGGUCCUCCUGGCUGCCCCGGCACCCUGCACAGGGUCCAGAGGAGCAGGAGGAGGAGGAGGAGGAGGUGAGUGCGGGCGAUUUCCCCGCCACCACCGAAGACUACACCAGCCAAGUGGUCCGCUGGUGAGACCCCCGCAGUCCCUCUGCAAAUAAAGAGGGAGGGCGAGAGCGCUGGGAAGCGUAUGAAAGCAAUCGCUGAAGGAACAGUAUUAAUAUGUACUUUUAAUAUAUACUCUCUCUCUCUCUCUCUCGAUCUCGCCGGUGUAUCCUGUCACCCUCUCUUUCCGUGUCACUAUUCUUAUCUAUCUACUGUAUCUAUCUGUUUUACCAGCUUCAGUGUGAAACGAGUGCUCUGCUUCUUUAUUUACGGUCAUGAAACUGCCAAGUCUGCGUCUCACGGCAGCCCCGCCGUCUCGGAGUGGCCUUCUGUGUCUUAAAUCUUUAACUGGGUGGUUUUAACGAUUCCUUUCUAAUAGUGGCUGAUCUUUUUGCUGCUUUAAUCCUUCGGCCUGGUUGUUUAUCGUCGGAUGGUGAUGAGUGGUCAGGGGACUGAAAGACGAUGACGUGAGGGCUGGAGAACCUUUCAGAAGACACUGCUGCAGUGCUCACACCCUUAUUGGUUGCACAUUCACUGUGGAUUUGUGGAUGUCUGGACGAUGUUUCUGCUGCAGUAUGUGGAGACACAUGGUUCCCACUUGAAAAUGUAAUGGAAAAAAAUGACCAAAAAAAUAUAUAUUGUUGCAUGUCACGUGUCCACAUUAUACUUAGAAUCGGGGAGGAACUUCUAGAAGAAACGAGCAGAGCCAAACUUAAUCGAUAUGAAAACGUAUAUGCUACCCUGCUUUGUCGACGUAAUCCUCCAUGCUCAUCAUAUUUGAUUUGUUCGGGGAAUACCUACAACGUUGUAUCAUUUUCUUCUUUGUUCAUGUCUUUGUUUUUAAAUUUUAACUAAAUUAUAUCGCAGUGCAGUAAGUGAUUCCGCUUAGGCGUAUGCUUGUGCCAAUAAGCUACAAUUAAAUCACGACGUGUAGCCCUCCCCGACACAAACACAUAUUGACCAAUUAGAUACAGUAUCUAACUUUCUAAGGGUUUUCACAUCUCCUAUUGGUUCAGACUUUCUGUCAGUCAACCACAGAGACCCAGAGAAGAUCAGCAAUCUCCCAUUCGCCAGAAUGUUUUAGGUAAGACGUAGCCUAGGAGGUGUUCAUGUACAGUGACAAAGACAAGUCAUGUUUAUUUAUGUAGCCCUUUAACACAGUUACGGUCUCCACAGACUUCACGAGCGCACAUUCAGAUGAGAUCUGACAACCCGAAGCUUCCCAUAAACCCUUUGAGGAGCCAACCUUGAGGAGAAACUCAAACCACACACCUUCUCACCGGCUGGGAGUGCAAUCAUUCUCAGAUAGGCAAACCAAAAAAAUAACAUAUAUCAAUGAUAACUCCUUGGUUUAAGUGGUUCAAGAAUAAAGUUUUUUUUUAGCUCUAUACAAGCAGACACGAGGCACUUGAACGCACAAUAGCUGAUGAAAUGAUAUCGCUGUGUUUCCGCCCGGAGGUCUGAUUGUGAAUGAGGCCGUCGGCAUUCCGGCGGCGUAGCGCUUCGGUCGUCACGCUCCCUGCUCCGACAUGUGGGCUGAGCCCGCUGCUGAGCCCACUGUGGACGGCCGCAGCUCUAGCGCCAGAGGAGACUCCGGUCCACAAACAGACGCCAUCAAAGCAAAUGGACGAAUAAUACAACGUUUCUGUCCCCUCGGCGGUCUGAUCGCCUCCAGCUCUCCAGCUAUACGGUGCAUGCCAAUUCAUAAACACUACUGUUGCUGUCUUGAUAUGCCUCUCCCCCCGGCCCCCUAUGUCCAUUCGAGAUGUACGAUUAUCAAAUUAAACGCUCAAUAAAUGUUUGCUGCUAUUUUUUUUAAGAAUAAAUUAUUAUGUUUAAACUCUGA
This is a messenger RNA of Gadus morhua (Atlantic cod), 3731 nucleotides long. Its product is annotated as heparan-sulfate 6-O-sulfotransferase 3-B-like. Lineage: Eukaryota; Metazoa; Chordata; Actinopteri; Gadiformes; Gadidae. The record is from RefSeq and is a predicted model, not a curated record. Gene Ontology annotation, molecular function: heparan sulfate 6-sulfotransferase activity. Gene Ontology annotation, cellular component: membrane.